Messenger RNA from Populus trichocarpa (black cottonwood), 1097 nucleotides. Its product is annotated as glutaredoxin-C1. The transcript has a single exon. The coding region runs from base 413 to 793 and encodes 126 amino acids. The record is from RefSeq and is a predicted model, not a curated record. Lineage: Eukaryota; Viridiplantae; Streptophyta; Magnoliopsida; Malpighiales; Salicaceae.
AACCUGCCAAGUGCCACCUUUGCUUCCACCCAAAGCUAAAAUCCCUUCUAUGAGUGCCCACAUAAUGUCCUCUUGAUACAGAUAUAUAACAAUCCUUUUUAAAGAACUAACCACGAGAUUUUCUUCUCAAUAAAUGUUAAUUUCAAGUCAAUUCUCACGUUGAUCAAAACGAAAUCUUCACAUCAAGCAAGAACCACAAUAUCUUCUAAGUUCUAAGCACUUGUUGAGACAACAAAAGACAAACUCCUUGAUAUUACAGUCAUACCCCUCCAUAGGCCCCCCUAUAUAAACCUCACCACCACCACCAACAAUUCUAUUCAAUUACUUCACUCCCACACACUUACAUCUCCUUCAGUUUCUUAGUUCUGUUGUUUCUGUUCCGGGUUAGUGUGUAAAUUACAAGGAAAUUAAGAUGCAAUAUCAUCAGGCUGAGUCAUGGGGUUACCAUGUGCCAACGAGGACCUGCAUGGCAUCAGACCCAUUGGAGAAGGUUGCGAGGCUGGCAUCGGAGAGUGCUGUUGUGGUAUUUAGUAUCAGCAGCUGUUGCAUGUGUCAUGCCGUGAAGAGACUCUUUUGUGGGAUGGGUGUGAACCCAACUGUUUAUGAGCUCGACCAUGACCCAAGAGGGGAAGAGAUUGAGAAGGCAUUAAUGAGGCUGCUUGGGAAUUCAACUUCUGUGCCUGUUGUAUUCAUUGGAGGGAAGUUAAUUGGUGCCAUGGAACGAGUCAUGGCUUCCCAUAUCAGUGGAACUCUCGUGCCCCUCCUCAAGGAAGCUGGAGCACUCUGGCUUUGAUUUUGAUCAUCGAUCAACAAAGUUAACAUCACAAACUGGGUCCAAAACAUGGAAAUUAUCAUUACAAGGAAAAAAGAGGAGAUUAGUUUAUUUUUAAUUUCUAAUUAACGUUUUCUUUUCAAUUUUCUAGGACGUACAUUAGCUAGUUGUCUUAGUUGCAGCUCUCCAGUCUAAGAAUAUUAUAAUCAUCAAAGCUUAUAUUGUGAUGCUUUUCUAACUAUGUCAUGGAAUGGAAUGGAUGUUCAAUGAAGAAAUUAAUGUGAUUGGCCACUCUUCUUUGUAUGAAGAAUGUCCUUUUCUUUCC